AUGGAACAGCGACUGUUUUUACUGGCUUUGCUCAGCACUACUUAUGCUGCACAACAAGAUCUUUCAGAGAAGCUUUUCAGCUUUCCACUGGGCAAGGCAACUUCAUACGUUAAGCUCAUUCCGAGUGUUGACCAGCCCAUUACAGCUUUGACUGUAUGCAUGAGGUUUUACUCUUCACUGACCAGAGCCCAGACUCUGUUCUCCCUAGCAGUCCCAUCUGAGUACAACGCCUUUCUGCUCUACAAGGUCUCUGUAGGUGUGUACAGGCUGCACGUCAAUGGGGCGGCUCUCGAUAUCAACGGGCUGCCCGAUGAGACAGACGAAUGGAACUCCAUUUGCUGGUCGUGGGAUUCCUCCAAUGGCUUGACAGUGCUGUGGGUCAACGGAAAGCGGAGCACUCGAAAUAUUCUCCAGCCCAAAGCCACUCUUACUGGUACUCCCAGUAUAAUUCUGGGUCAAGAUCAAGACAGUUAUGGUGGAGGCUUUGACCAGAAUCAGUCCUUCGUAGGGGACAUCACGGAUGUCCACCUCUGGAACAGUGUCAUUGCUCCUUGUGAAAUCAGGUCAUACAUGGAGGGCAAUGCUUUCUCUCCCGGAAAUGUUCUCAGCUGGAAAAGCCUGCAGUACUCCAUCACAGACACUGUGUAUGUGGACAACAGUGACUCUGAUAAACUGAUCUGCUAUUAG
Chelmon rostratus (copperband butterflyfish) is the source of this 687-nucleotide messenger RNA. RefSeq names its product serum amyloid P-component-like. The transcript is spliced from 2 exons. The coding region runs from base 1 to 687 and encodes 228 amino acids. NCBI's taxonomy places the organism in Eukaryota, Metazoa, Chordata, Actinopteri, Chaetodontiformes, Chaetodontidae. The record is from RefSeq and is a predicted model, not a curated record.